Messenger RNA from Cylicostephanus goldi, 779 nucleotides. Lineage: Eukaryota; Metazoa; Nematoda; Chromadorea; Rhabditida; Strongylidae. The record is from the annotation of a GenBank genome assembly.
AUGGGACACAAAGUUAGUGUUUCGUGUUAUGCAAGAGUACAGGGAUACGAUUUCCGAAUCCUAAACUCAAGCCAUUAUAAAAACAGAUGCCCGCAAAAGGAUGGAUUCUUUCAACGACACUGCAUAGCGGCUCACAUAUUAACUUUGUAUGACUAUAUACUAUUUCUGGACGCCGAUUUCGGUGUUGUCAAUCCAAAAAAACGCAUUGAAGAGCACAUCGAUCCUAAAGUGGACAUAAUAUUCUAUGAUCGAUUUUAUAAUUGGGAAAUAACGGCUGGAUCGUAUUUGGCAAAAAACAGCACAUGGUCAAGAAAUUUUUUGCUAAUACACAAAUCCAUAUCUAAAGAUUUUGCCAGAUACGAAAAACGACUGCCUAAAAGUUUCCAUGGGACAGAUAAUGGAGCAUUGCAUGCUUAUGUAGCUGAAGUUGUUCUUGGCCAAAACCAUACUGAAAUGGCUCUCUGUAUGGAUAUCUACAGAAAAUCUAAGAACUUCGGCACUCUCUUCUUAUACGAAGCUUGCGUCAGAGAAGUUUUGGGGGACGACGUCUACCUUGGAAAGAUAAAAAUUCUUCCAAAGGGUGUUGCAUGGGCUCGUGACAAUUGGUUGACGAAUAGUUUAUGGAGCUUAGAAAGGGACUUCAUUAUUCAUGGUUGGAAAGAGAACCAGCUGAGAAAUUACAGUAAAAUCCCUGUGCCCAUCGUCUCAAACUCAAAGUCAAUGUGGUACAAUCCACUAGAAGGAUCUAUUAACCUAAGACUAUGUACAGAAGGGUAAAU